This is a messenger RNA of Tupaia belangeri chinensis (Chinese tree shrew), 1537 nucleotides long. RefSeq names its product insulin like growth factor binding protein 1 (gene IGFBP1). Gene Ontology annotation, cellular component: extracellular region. Gene Ontology annotation, molecular function: insulin-like growth factor II binding; insulin-like growth factor I binding. The coding region runs from base 180 to 995 and encodes 271 amino acids. Gene Ontology annotation, biological process: regulation of insulin-like growth factor receptor signaling pathway. The record is from RefSeq and is a predicted model, not a curated record. The transcript has 5 exons. Lineage: Eukaryota; Metazoa; Chordata; Mammalia; Scandentia; Tupaiidae.
CGCUGAGCCUUGCGAGCCUCAGCCACCGCCGCCCGCUCAGGGAGCAUCGGCCAUCGCGCACCUCUAUCUGCUCAGAGAACACCCACCACUGCGCACCUCCACCUGUUCACAGAUCGUCCGCUACUGCUCACCUCCAGCCGCUCAAAGAGCACCGGUCCUGUUCACCACCCCGCCCAGCGAUGCCUGAGGUCCCCGCUGCCUGCAUCUGGCCGCUCUUGCUCCUCCUGGCCGUCCAGGCUGGCGUGGCAGCCGGCGCUCCCCAGCUGUGGCACUGUGCGCCUUGCUCCGCUGAGAAGCUGGGGCUCUGCCCACCAGUGCCUGCUUCGUGCCCAGAGGCCGCCCCCCCGGCGGGCUGCGGCUGCUGCCCGACGUGCGCCCUGCCUCUGGGCUCAGCGUGUGGCGUGGCCACUGCGCGUUGCGCUCGAGGACUCAGCUGCCGCGCGCUGCCAGGGGAGCCGCGCCCCCUGCAUGCACUCACCCGUGGCCAGGGCGCCUGCGUACCAGAGCCCGACACACCUGCUGGGGUAGCGCCCAGCGCUGAGGCUGCAGAGGCGAAGGUCCCUGCCACCACGGAGAAUGUGCCCCCGGAGAGUGCAGAGAUGACGGAGGAGCAGCUCCUGGAGAAUUUCCACCUCAUGGCUCCCUCUGGUGAGGACCGUCCCAUCCUCUGGAAUGCCAUCAGCACCUACGAGAGCAUGCGGGCUCGCCAGGUCUCCGAUACCAAGAAGUGGAAGGAGCCCUGCCAACGGGAACUCUACAGAGUGCUGGAGAGGCUUGCCACCGCACAGCAGAAGGCUGGAGAGGACAUCUACAAGUUUUAUCUGCCAAACUGCAACAAGAAUGGAUUUUAUCACAGCAAACAGUGUGAGACAUCCCUGGACGGAGAGGCAGGCCUCUGUUGGUGCGUCUAUCCUUGGAGUGGGAAGAGGAUCCCAGGGUCUCCGGAGAUCAGAGGGGACCCCAACUGCCACCAGUAUUUUAACUUACAAAACUGAAAACACACACACACAAUAUUUAAGUAUAUAGCGUAUUUAUACUCUGGAGCACACAUACAUUUAUAUAUUCGUAUAUGUAUAUAUGCAGGGACUACUUUUUAUAUGCCAUGUAUGACUUGAUAUAUGAAGCUGCUAGUUUAUUUAUUCACUGUAAUUUUAUUUGUUUUCUACACAUGUGCUGUAUUAAUUUAUGUAUCAUGAAACACUUCUUAUCACAUUGUGUAUAAAUACUUGUAUUUCAGCCCUUAACACCUCAUGCUUCUACUUUUAAAGAGCACGGGGAAAUAUUGCCUAGAAAAUGCAAAAUCAAAACAAGAGGCAAGGGUUUUGUCGAGUGAUUUCAAGGAGGCCAGUUAACUGGCAUUCGAGAAUGAUUCACUGUGUAUACCAGGAUGCAUGCUGAACGUCAGUUUUCAAGGAGAGUUAGACUGUUAUGCAAUCACACGCUCCCGCUGCUGAUGUUAACAAGUGCAUUGGAUACACUGUUCCACCCCUGUACAUAAGAAACAGAUCUGGAAUAAACAUGCCAAAUGGAAAUGUGA